Molecule: messenger RNA, 1875 nt
Organism: Talaromyces amestolkiae
Lineage: Eukaryota; Fungi; Ascomycota; Eurotiomycetes; Eurotiales; Trichocomaceae
Exons: 7
Coding region: 1-1875 (624 amino acids)
Biological process (GO): mycotoxin biosynthetic process
Cellular component (GO): cytoplasm; mitochondrion
Molecular function (GO): pyridoxal phosphate binding; L-kynurenine:2-oxoglutarate transaminase activity
Source: RefSeq, a predicted model, not a curated record
AUGGGUGAUGCUGGUCUUCCCAAGGUACGAGUUGCAAGGCGAUUCGCCAAGUCUAAACAAGAUGUCUGGUCCCUAAUCAAUGAAUUUGCUGUGGCAGCUCCUUUACAGCCUGUUGUAAACAUGAGCCAAGGUUUCUUGGAUGCCGCAAAGGUAGCCAUAGACCAACUCGAAUGCAACCAGUAUGCUGCAACUAAAGGCCGUCUGCGACUUCGACAAGCGCUGUCAAAGACUUAUACUCCACUCUGGGGUAGACAGCUGGAUGCUGCUUCAGAAAUAUGCAUCACCACAGGAGCUAAUGAAGGAAUGCUGAGUGUCUUUAUGGCGUUUCUAAAUCCUGGUGACGAAGUCAUCCUWUUSGAGCCGUAUUUUGACCAAUAUAUAGAUGGCAUCAAGAUGACUGGUGCUUCAUUCAAAUGCGUUCCAUUGCACCCACCGAUCAAGGGCGAGACGGAGGUUUGCUCCUCAUCUGAGUGGACCAUCGAUUUUCAGAAAUUAGAGGAGACUGUUACUCCACUGACCAAGAUGCUCAUUGUCAAUAGCCCGCACAAUCCAACGGGCAAGGUAUUUUCACGAGCAGAGCUUCAGUAUAUUGGAGAUUUAUGUGUCCGACACAAUAUCAUCAUUGCAAGUGAUGAGGUUUAUGACCGCCUAGAUUAUGCUCCUUUCACACAUAUUGCAACCUUGAGUCCUGAAAUCGAACGUUUAACUUUUACCGUCGGAUCCGUGGGCAAAGACUUCUACUGUACAGGUUGGCGUAUUGGAUGGGUGAUUGGGCCUGCGGAUUUGAUAGACCAUGUUGCUGUUGCGCAUCUACGCAUCUGCUACUGCACACCGAACCCUCUACAGGAAGCAGCUGCGGUUGCUUACGAACAAGCUUUAAUCAACGGGUUUUGGCCAAAGACUCGAGCUGAAAUGAGAUCCAAAAUUGACCGCUUCUGCGAAGUCUUUAAAGAGCUUGGUAUCCCUUACUCCAAUCCUCAAGGUGGCUAUUUUGUGCUUGCAAAUAUGGCUAAAGUGCAAAUACCGGCGAACUAUCGAUUUCCUUCUAAGUUACUAGACCGUCGCCGGGACUUUUAUUUGGCGUAUUUCUUGAUUAUGGAACUUGGGAUUGCAUCUAUCCCGCCGUCAGCUUUCUAUUCACCAGAAAAUGAGCAUCUAGCCAAACUUCCAGAAAACGAGCUUGAGAUACCAUUCCAUUAUGCCACUGAAUACAGCGAUGACGAACAUUCGUAUGAGGAGAAGGACGCUCUCUGGAACGCUAUCGAUAUAAGUGAAGGGUUUGUUGCAAUCACACACGAGGAAGCUGACAAGCUUGGCCUGCCAAGGUCAAAAGUCUUUCCUUGGGAUGCCAACAAGGGCAUGUAUGUCAGCCACGGUCACCAUGCCCUACACUGUACGGUUCUACUACAUGCGUAUACCUACGAUGCACAUAUGGGCAAGAAACCACUGGUAUCAUAUCAUCACAUUGAGCAUUGCCUGGAUCUUUUGCGCCAGGAUAUCAUCUGUGACGCAAAUGAUCUGAUGGACUUCACGAAAGACCAUGGUGAGCAGUUUCUAACAGGAGAAAAUCAGCCCCGGAAGUGUCGUGAUUGGGGAAAACUUCGCAAAUGGGUUCAGGAACGUACCGCUUGUUACAAGACUGUUAACAUCACACGCGCUGGAGAAGAUCAUGGAAUAGCUCACCAGUUGGACCGCUAUACUUAUUGUCCACCAGGUAGUCCUUAUGAGCCUCUGAUCAAAGCGUUCAAGGAUCUUGGCCGUGUGAAUACUGGUAACCUUGCAGAAGGCUGGAGCGACUUGACCCCAGAACAAAUUGCAGCCGAUGCUAAAGCCGUGGAGGAACACAACAAUGCUAUCUUGAAUGAUGCAAAGUGA